Molecule: messenger RNA, 1191 nt
Organism: Pyricularia pennisetigena
Lineage: Eukaryota; Fungi; Ascomycota; Sordariomycetes; Magnaporthales; Pyriculariaceae
Exons: 2
Coding region: 1-1191 (396 amino acids)
Source: RefSeq, a predicted model, not a curated record
AUGAAGAAAAAGAACAAGGCAUCUGCCUCUGGAAACGGUCUUGAUGAUGACACACGGCCUGAAUCCUCCCCAUACGCAGCCUCAAUCAUCGAACUCAAACUUGGGGACGGAACAGCACUCAAAGUUCCAAGCUCUCUACUUCGCAAGUGCCCCAAACUGCACACAAAGAUACAAACAUGGGCUCAAAUAGUAUCAUUGCUCGAGAUGACUCAAGAUAUCGGCCACGUUCUCGUCCAUUAUCUCUUCACCAACACCUACCAAUGUCUCCUGCCCAAGGGCACAGCCCAUGAAAAGAUGUCUUCAGAAUAUAGAACAGCCAUCCGAGUCUACGGGUGGGCUCGAGAUUACGAGCUGUCCGACCUGGAGGAGCUUGCAAAAUUGGAAGUAGUAAGGCUUGGAAGUGGGCUUCCGUUCCCGACAGUCCUUGGUCUACUACGGAACGCAUACCCAACCCCACGCUCGGACGAUGUAUGGUUCAGGAGCUACCUAAAAGACGGUCUCAAGUUGCUUGUUCAGGAUCCAUCUUUGCUAGCAGAAUGCGCUGUGUCAAAGACUAAUGUCGAAAAGCUGUCGAUCAGCGACUUGAGCUUUGAAGUCCUGACAGAGCUUGUUGGGGACCCCGAGGCGCUUCCGCAGGGUGACGCGAAUCCCCCGACUCAGCAUGUUGAGAAGCUUGAUUCUGGCUCCUCACCAGAGACUUUAUCACCACCCGAAGCGACGCCAGAACCUACCGACUCAGGUCUAGAAGUGAGCCCGCGGCAUCCACCCGCGACAAAUCAACUAGACUUGCUGGAAGAAGCAUUACCAGAACCAGCCACCAGCGAGCCGAUUCCAGAGUCUGACACAACAAGGCCUGAAGCUUCUUGUGUGGAGGAGAGCGCACAGAGCAGCUAUGCUUCCAAGAAGAAAGAUAAGAAGAAAAAGAAAAAGGGGAGAGUUGCCGACAUUGAGCCAGACUCGGCUCAAAAACAGCUGGAGGAAGUCGUACCAGCGAUUUUUCUAGAGGCAACUGCCGCCCGCGUUGAGAAAGAAGUCACUUGCGAAUUCCAGGGCAUGCACUUGUCAGGGGACGGUUGGAAGGGUUGUUCCAGCUGCCAAUCUCGCAUAAGCCAACUUUCAAGCCAGCUUCACGCUACGUUUGACACGACAGCAUUUUCUCCGUUCUCAAAUAAACGAUGGGGAUUCGCGUAG